UUUUUUGCCUUUAGUGCUCUAAAUAACUGCUUUGCUUUCCUUUUUUUUUUUUUUAAAGAUUUAUUUAUUGAUGCAUACAAGAGCUGGGGUACAGGGCAGAGAUCCAGGGGAUGAGAGGAUUCACCAGAGGCAGAGUGGGGAGCAGCACAGGCAGAUCCACUGAAAUCCACCGCUGAGGGGAGCAGCGGGGAGACAGGAGAGGUCUGCUGCGCCAUGGGGGUAGCUCCCUGGCUAGGGCUGAAACUCGUGCUGCAGAGGCCCGGAUGGCCUCAUAGUGCGGUGCUCAAUCCCUUGUGCCACCAGGUUCCUUUUCUUUUUGGGGCUGGGUCAUGUGACUUCCUGUGCGCCUCUCGGAAAAGAUCCUAUGUGCAAAGUUGAUAUUAAAGGCAUUUGGGUUCUUGCACUUUGCUGUGGUUGUCCCAGGUGCUAGACCCUCGGCAGAGGAAGGGUCUUCAGGAGUCACCCGGGCCUGUCCACCCACGUAGGGCACAUUAGCCUCUGGGCCCUCACUGGCCAGAGAGAACUGACAAACCUCUCUUGAAACAGGCUCCCUGUUCCACGAGGCCCUUUGAGGCUACUGGUCUAUUUUGGCACCAGUUUUCAUUGCUGGAAAAAGUAUUUCUUGUACGGACCCGAAAUCUGGCCCAUGUUACUUCUGCUGUUUGGUCCUUGCUCUGCCCCUGAGGAAGUACUGGUGGAGUCUGUGCCCACCUGGCACCCCUACAAAUACUUGGGACUGCUGUGCUCCUAGUUAAGUUUUCUUUCCUUUUUUCCAAAUCUACAAAUCCUUCCUUGCUUUCUUUUUUCUUUUUCUAAAGAUUUGUUUAUUUAUGCACACAACAGCUGGGGUGCAGCCCAGAGGUGUGUGGUGGGGGUGAGAGGAGUCACCAGAGACAGAGUGGGGAGCAAAACAGGCAGAUCUAGUGAAGUAUACUGCUGAGGGGAGCAGCGGGGAGACAGGAGAGGUCUGCUGCGCCCUGUGGGCAGCUCCCUGGCUGGGGAUUGAACUCGUGCUUCAGAGGCUGCGGGCAGCUUCACAGUGCUGACGCUUAACCUCAGCGCCCCCAGGGAGCCCCCUUUCUUGCUUUCUGCCGAACAUGGUCCCCUGCUCUUCUAGCUGCCUUCCCCUGUCACGGAGCUUCGGUCAGCAGGUCUUGUUUAAGAGAGUGGUACUCGGGAUGGGCCAGUGUUCCUGGCGGGGACUGACCAGUAAGCGGGGCUUCCUCUCAUCUGGACACCAAGCUGCUGUUCGUUUCUCGGAUGUGGCUUCAAAUCACCUCGAUCUUUUGGUAUCUACUUUAGUGCAGUGUGCUGGAUCGCUUCACUGAAAAUGACCUUUAAAAGCACAGUUGAUAGCAUCUAAAGUGUCGGGCCGUAGCCCUCUUGGUAUAUAUCCGUAUGUCAAACUUUUACUUGACGCCAUGAAGCACUCUGGUUGCGCUGUUAACAGAGAAAGACACUUCUCUUGUGAAGAUUGUAGUGGAAAUGUCAGUGGCGGUUUUGAUGCCUCAACCUCUCAGAUUGUCUUGUGCCAGAAUAACAUCAGCAGCCAGGCCCACAUGAACCGCGUGGUCACCCAUGAGCUCAUCCACGCGUUUGACCAUUGUCGAGCUCAUGUCAACUGGUUCACCGAUGUCAAACAUCUGGCCUGCUCAGAGGUGCGAGCUGCUAACCUCAGUGGAGACUGCUCACUUAUCAAUGAAAUAUUCAGGCUACAUUUUGGAUUGAAACAACACCAUCAGACGUGCGUGCGCGACAGAGCCAUUCUUUCUAUCCUGGCUGUUAGGAAUGUCAGCAGAGAAGAGGCUCAAAAGGCGGUGGAUGAAGUUUUUGAAUCUUGUUUCAACGAUCAUGAGCCUUUUGGAAGGAUUCCACAUAACAAGACUUACGCAAGAUAUGCUCACAGGGACUUUCAAAACCGCGAUCGCUAUUACUCAAAUAUCUGAAGACUGUCUUAUAUUACAGAGCUUCCGUGAUCAUGAAGAAAAUGUGAUUCAAAAGUAGACAAAUGUGUAAAAUGUAGGUGAUAAAUAUAAGGCAAAGAAAAUGCCGAUUUUAGCAUUGGAUCAGAAAUGUAUAUAUCUUUGUAGCUCUCCAUUUGGUAAAUAAGGCAAAUAAAUGACAUUUUUUUUGUAUUUUCUACGUUGUACUUGUUUUUUAUUACUUGUGUUUGGUUUUGAUUGUUGUGAUUUGUUUUUGUUACAAGUGAUUACAGAUUUGAUUGAACCUGUGAAGUGUGCUCUUGCAUGAUGUUAGUUCACCGCUGUUAGUAUAUAUAUUAAAUGUGAAAAAAAUGUACUGAUCUCUUUAUGGGACAUUUAUUUAUGUUGUCAUGAUCAGAAAAACAUGCGAAGAGUGAAAGUUGGUAACAAUUCAUUCCGCGUUCAAUGCCUCCCUGUCUCUCUUCUUCCAGCGUGUGUGAGGGGACAUAUACUUCAUUUUCUGGGGACAGUGCUGUUUAGAGCUUUCCUUUUUUUAUAGUAAAGUCAAUGUAUUAAAUUUAUAAUGUAUUUGAAUUUAAUUUUUAUGUAUUUAUAAGAGUUUUCACAUCAUUCUCAAUUUUUUUUGGUCAGGCCUCAUGUCUGAGUUUUGAAUUCAGAAAACAUGAAUUUUUUAUCUUAUUCCCUUAACUGGUGGCCGCGUCUCCCAGUGUCCCUGGUGAUCCUCUUGUAACCUAUGUCUGACCUGGAAAAUAUGCCUGUGUGUGGCUGAUUAAAAAGGUUUAA
Molecule: messenger RNA, 2726 nt
Organism: Talpa occidentalis (Iberian mole)
Lineage: Eukaryota; Metazoa; Chordata; Mammalia; Eulipotyphla; Talpidae
Gene: ATP23
Product: ATP23 metallopeptidase and ATP synthase assembly factor homolog
Exons: 6
Coding region: 1422-1946 (174 amino acids)
Biological process (GO): mitochondrial proton-transporting ATP synthase complex assembly; mitochondrial protein processing
Cellular component (GO): extrinsic component of mitochondrial inner membrane
Molecular function (GO): metalloendopeptidase activity
Source: RefSeq, a predicted model, not a curated record